This is a messenger RNA of Nannospalax galili (Upper Galilee mountains blind mole rat), 2875 nucleotides long. It is a transcript of the gene Ppm1d, whose product is annotated as protein phosphatase, Mg2+/Mn2+ dependent 1D. Gene Ontology annotation, molecular function: mitogen-activated protein kinase binding; protein serine/threonine phosphatase activity; cation binding. Gene Ontology annotation, biological process: protein dephosphorylation. The record is from RefSeq and is a predicted model, not a curated record. Lineage: Eukaryota; Metazoa; Chordata; Mammalia; Rodentia; Spalacidae. Gene Ontology annotation, cellular component: nucleus; cytosol. The coding region runs from base 222 to 2015 and encodes 597 amino acids. The transcript has 6 exons.
GCAGGCGCAGCUGCUCGGUUCCUUUCGCCGCGGCUUUCCCGGCCCAGCUCUCGCGGACAAGUCUCGACAUCGCGCGCCCCCCCCCCACCUUGGGGACCGCCCCCUCCUCGCUUUCGGCGGCGUCGAAGAUAAACAAUAGUUGGCCCGCGAGCAGCCAGUGUGUCUCCGGCCGCGGAAUUCGGCGGGCUGCGUGGGAGCGACGGGAUCCCGGGCAGCCGGCCAUGGCGGGGUUGUACUCGCUGGGAGUGAGCGUCUUCUCCGACCAGGGCGGGAGGAAGUACAUGGAGGACGUAACUCAGAUCGUGGUGGAGCCCGAGCUGACUGCAGAAGAAAAGCCGGCGCCGCGGCUGGCACUCGCGCAGCCGGCGCCUCUACCGACGGCGCCGCCCGCUGCUCCCGGCGGCGGAGCGUCAGGAAAAGGCCCGGCGUCGGCUCCGGACGUUGCGGCCUCGCAGUCCGCCGGCCGCUGCUGUCGCCGCCGCUCCUCUGUGGCCUUCUUCGCUGUGUGCGAUGGGCACGGAGGCCGGGAGGCGGCACAGUUUGCUCGGGAACACUUGUGGGGCUUCAUCAAGAAGCAGAAGGGCUUCGCCUCGUCCGAGCCCGCCAAGGUGUGCGCUGCCAUCCGCAAAGGUUUCCUCGCCUGUCACCUCGCCAUGUGGAAGAAACUGGCAGAAUGGCCAAAGACUAUGACAGGUCUUCCCAGCACAUCUGGGACAACUGCCAGUGUGGUCAUCAUACGGGGCAUGAAGAUGUAUGUAGCUCAUGUAGGUGACUCUGGGGUGGUCCUUGGAAUUCAGGAUGACCCGAAGGAUGAUUUUGUCAGAGCUGUGGAGGUGACACAAGACCAUAAACCAGAACUCCCCAAGGAAAGAGAACGAAUUGAAGGCCUUGGUGGAAGUGUGAUGAACAAGUCUGGUGUGAAUCGUGUAGUUUGGAAAAGACCUCGGCUUUCUCACAAUGGACCUGUUAGAAGAAGCACAGUUAUUGACCAGAUUCCUUUUCUGGCAGUAGCAAGAGCACUUGGUGACUUGUGGAGCUAUGAUUUCUUCAGUGGUAAGUUUGUGGUGUCACCUGAACCAGAUACAAGUGUCCACACCCUUGACCCCCAGAAGCACAAAUAUAUUAUCUUGGGGAGUGAUGGACUUUGGAAUAUGAUUCCACCUCAAGAUGCCAUCUCCAUGUGCCAAGACCAAGAGGAGAAAAAAUACUUGAUGGGUGAGCAUGGACUGUCCUGUGCCAAAAUGCUUGUGAACCGAGCACUAGGCCGCUGGAGGCAGCGUAUGCUCCGAGCAGAUAACACGAGUGCCAUUGUAAUCUGCAUCUCUCCAGGAGUGGACAAUCAGGGCACCUUUACCAGUGAAGAUGAGCUCUUUCUGAACCUGACUGAUAGCCCUUCUUACAACAGCCAAGAAACCUGUGUGAUGACUCCUUCCCCAAGUUCUACACCACCAGUCAAGUCCCUGGAAGAAGAUCCAUGGCCAAGGCUGAACUCAAAGGACCAUAUACCUGCCCUUGUUCGUAGUAAUGCCUUCUCAGAGAAUUUUUUAGAGGUUCCAGCUGACAUAGCUCGAGGGAGUAUCCAGACUGUAGUGAUGGCCCCCAAAGAUCCAGAGGCACUUGAAGAAAAUUGCCCUAAAACUCUGACUUUAAGGAUUCACGAUUCUUUGAAUAAUACCCUGUCAGUUGGCCUUGUACCAACUAAUUCAACAAACACCAUCAUGGACCAAAAAAAUUUAAAGAUGUCAACUCCAGGUCAAAUGAAAGCUCAAGAAGUUGAAAGAACCCCUCCAGCCAGCUUUAAAAGGACACUGGAAGAAUCCAACUCUGGCCCCCUUAUGAAGAAGCAUCGGCGGAAUGGCUUGAGCCGCAGUAGUGGGGCUCGGUCCGCCGGCCUCCCCGCCGCCUCCCAGCGCAGGAACUCUGUUAAACUGAGCAUGCGGCGCAGACUUAGGGGCCAGAAGAGAAUGGGAAACCCCUUACUGCAGCAGCACAGGAAAACUGUGUGUGUCUGCUAAAGUGGGUCUGGCAGAUGGGUUUUCUGACUUAGGAUGAGGGCUUUUCAAAUUUGGUGCCGAAGUUGAACUUUUUUAACGGGACAAAAUAAAGAGCAUACAGUUUGACUUUUUGGAAUUUAAGUUUUAUCCUGGCCUUGUACUUGCCUGUAUUAUAAAUGUGAAUUUUGUAGAUGUAGGGAAUCAGUUGUUGUAAAACGUGUGUAAAUUUGUAUCCUUCACACAAACUCAGUCUCUUACUCCGAUACACAGUAAUCGUGAUAACAGGGCUAACGUUUAAGAAAAAUCUAUGAGAUUUUAAAAAUACACUUUAAAACUUUUUAAAACGCUUAUUAAAAAUUUGUAUACACCACUUGUGAUGAAGACACAGCUUUUUAAAGUAAAUUACUGACCAAACUGGAAACGUGAUGUAUUUUCAUAGUGAUAUGUGCCCUCUUAAUGUUUCCUAGGGACUACUAGUGUCUCAAGCUGUUUUUUUCCUUUCUCAUUUCAUAUAAUUCAGGACUAAACAUAGGAGAAGCACUGCUGAUGUAGCUUGACUUCCAUCUCCUGUCUCAUACUAUGCAGUGUUUUCUAGCUUCAGUAGCAUUUUUCUGGAACAUUAAUCAUUGGAUAUACUUACUAAAUCUUUGGCAUAGAAGGAGGUAUAUUUGCCUAAAACAGUGCCCUUCUCAGUCGUCCCAGACCAGUGGCAUUAUUAGGUCAUAUAGUUAUCCUCUUCUAGUGUUUGCUUAAAAUAUGUGAAGUUUUUCUUGCCAUUUCAAUAACAGAUGGUGCUGCUAAUUCCCAACAUUUCUUAAAUUAUUUUAUAUCAUACAGUUUUCAUUGAUUAUAUGAGUAUGUUCAUCUAAUAAAUCAGUGAA